AUGAUUGAGCUUUUCUCUGGCCGCCUUUCUUCUUCUGCUUCGCAGGCCGCCGCUGCUGCUGCGGCGGCGCAGGUGCAGCAGACUCCGGUGGUCGGCCCGAGAUGCGCGCCAACAUAUUCCGUGGUGAAUGCUGUAAUAGAGAAGAAAGAAGACGGGCCCGGGCCGAGAUGCGGGCAUACUUUGACGGCUGUGGCGGCCGUAGGGGAGGAGGGGACUCCUGGUUAUAUUGGUCCCAGACUCAUUUUAUUCGGUGGUGCGACUGCGCUUGAGGGCAAUUCUGCUGCUUCGGGAACUCCUUCUUCAGCUGGAAGCGCUGGCAUCAGGCUAGCAGGUGCCACUGCAGAUGUGCACUGUUAUGAUGUGCUAACAAAUAAAUGGUCUAGGAUCACUCCUUAUGGAGAACCACCCACACCAAGAGCUGCACAUGUGGCAACUGCUGUUGGAACCAUGGUAGUUAUUCAGGGUGGAAUUGGACCUGCUGGUUUGUCAGCUGAGGAUCUUCACGUUCUUGAUCUCACACAACCAAGGCCACGGUGGCAUAGAGUUGUUGUGCAAGGCCCGGGACCAGGGCCGCGUUAUGGACAUGUGAUGGCAUUGGUGGGGCAAAGGUAUCUCAUGGCAAUUGGUGGGAAUGAUGGAAAACGACCUUUGGCUGAUGUAUGGGCGUUGGACACAGCCGCCAAACCUUAUGAAUGGCGGAAGUUGGAACCAGAAGGCGAAGGUCCUCCUCCUUGCAUGUAUGCAACUGCAAGUGCACGUUCCGAUGGCCUUCUUCUGCUUUGUGGAGGGAGAGAUGCAAGUAGUGUGCCUUUGGCAAGCGCAUAUGGACUUGCUAAACAUAGGGAUGGUCGAUGGGAAUGGGCCAUAGCUCCUGGUGUCUCUCCAUCUGCGAGAUAUCAACAUGCAGCUGUAUUUGUUAAUGCACGACUUCAUGUGUCUGGAGGGGCACUUGGCGGUGGACGCAUGGUAGAAGAUUCAUCAAGUGUUGCAGUCUUGGAUACUGCAGCUGGUGUUUGGUGUGAUACGAAAUCUGUUAUUACUAGUCCCAGAACAGGCAGAUAUAGUGCUGAUGCAGCUGGCGGAGAUGCUUCAGUUGAGUUAACAAGGCGUUGCAGACAUGCUGCUGCUGCAGUUGGGGAUUUAAUAUUUAUCUAUGGUGGUUUACGUGGGGGGGUGUUACUUGAUGACCUACUUGUUGCUGAAGAUCUUGCUGCUGCUGAAACAACAUCUGCUGCUUCUCAUGCUGCAGCUGCAGCUGCUGCUACUAAUGUAGCACCAGGGCGGUUACCAGGGAGGUAUGGGUUCAUUGAUGAAAGAACAAGACAAAUGCCUGAUGCGGCUCCCGAUGGUGCUGUUGUGCUGGGGAACCCUGUUGCUCCUCCUGUAAAUGGUGACAUGUAUACUGAUAUAAGCACUGAAAAUGCUAUGCUUCAGGGAUCCCGGAGACUGAGCAAAGGUGUUGAAUAUUUGGUUGAAGCAUCAGCUGCAGAAGCUGAGGCUAUCAGUGCCACUUUGGCUGCUGCCAAAGCUCGGCAAGUUAAUGGUGAAGUUGAACUCCCUGACAGGGAUCGUGGUGCUGAGGCUACCCCAAGUGGCAAACAGAUAACUUCCUUAAUAAAGCCAGAUUCUGCGGUAUCUAACAAUGUUGCUCCACCUGGAGUUCGUCUGCAUCAUAGAGCUGUGGUUGUAGCUGCAGAGACUGGUGGAGCUUUAGGUGGCAUGGUUAGACAGCUUUCAAUUGAUCAGUUUGAAAAUGAAGGUAGACGUGUCAGCUAUGGGACCCCAGAAAGUGCAACAGCAGCAAGAAAACUACUAGACCGGCAGAUGUCCAUCAACAGUGUACCAAAAAAGGUCAUCGCACAUCUUUUAAAGCCUCGUGGAUGGAAACCUCCAGUUCGCCGUCAAUUUUUCUUAGAUUGCAAUGAAAUAGCAGAUCUUUGUGACAAUGCGGAGAGGAUAUUUGCAAGUGAACCAAGUGUUUUACAACUUAGGGCUCCGAUCAAGAUAUUUGGUGAUUUGCAUGGACAAUUUGGGGAUCUCAUGCGUCUUUUUGAUGAGUAUGGUGCCCCAUCAACAGCUGGUGACAUAGCGUAUAUCGAUUAUCUCUUUCUAGGAGAUUAUGUUGAUCGGGGCCAGCACAGCCUGGAAACAAUUGCUCUUUUGCUCGCCUUGAAGGUUGAGUAUCCCCACAAUGUACAUUUAAUUCGUGGGAAUCAUGAAGCUGCAGAUAUCAAUGCGCUCUUUGGCUUCCGAAUUGAGUGCAUUGAACGCAUGGGUGAGAGAGAUGGAAUCUGGGCAUGGCAUCGAAUAAAUCGUUUGUUCAAUUGGCUUCCUCUGGCAGCACUAAUUGAGAAGAAAAUUAUAUGUAUGCAUGGUGGUAUUGGUCGCUCUAUAAAUCAUGUGGAACAAAUUGAGAAUCUUCAGAGCCCAAUUACAAUGGAAGCAGGUUCCAUUGUGCUUAUGGAUUUAUUGUGGUCUGAUCCAACAGAGAAUGACAGUGUGGAAGGAUUGCGACCAAAUGCUAGAGGGCCGGGAUUGGUUACUUUUGGGCCUGAUCGUGUAAUGGAAUUUUGCAACAACAAUGAUCUUCAGUUGAUUGUACGUGCACAUGAAUGUGUGAUGGAUGGUUUUGAGCGCUUUGCUCAGGGACAUUUAAUUACGCUAUUUUCAGCCACCAAUUACUGCGGUACGGCAAAUAAUGCUGGGGCAAUCUUAGUUUUGGGUAGAGACCUUGUGGUGGUUCCUAAGCUUAUUCAUCCUUUACCACCAGCAAUUUCAUCGCCAGAAACAUCACCAGAACGCCAUAUAGAGGAUACAUGGAUGCAGGAGUUGAAUGCUAACAGACCACCUACACCAACUAGAGGUCGACCUCAAGCAGCAAAUGAUCGGGGUUCUCUUGCUUGGAUAUAGUAAUUCACUGCAAUUGUUACUUUGCACUUGUUAUCGGGGUCCCCCCUGCCACAUUAGGUUUCUGGUGUUCUAUAUAAAACUCACAAUGCCGCGUACAGGACUUCCCAAACUCGUGAUCAUGUACAUGUUCUCCGCAUGGAUAGUAGUAUUAGGUCUUGGGAUGAGAAGAUUCGGAUUUUUGAGUACACCAGCUUGCAGGUGGCUGAGUAGGUUUUCCCAUGUGCUAAACAAAAGCUCCAAGACGGAACCAUCCAUCUCUGUAAAUUGAUCGACAUGCAGGUAGAGGUCCGUUGUGGUGGUUUAUUUGGGUGGGGUCGGUCGCGGUGGGUAUUUUUCUUAAUUAGUUUUAUAUAUAUAUUUUUUUUUCCUCCUCGAUUUAGGCCUAAUAUUUUUUUUGUUCGAAAUCCUUUUCCCAGAGGGCAUGGGUCCUUACAUGUGAGCGUAUAUGUUAUACUUGAAAAUCUGUGUUGGUCCUUCUGUAUCAUAUUAAGUGCUGCUGCCUUUGUGUAAUUCUCAAUUGUGCUUUGUACAAUUGUAACUUUCUGUGUGAUGAUAAGAAAGUUUUUUUCUUCUGACGUAAAAAA
Carica papaya (papaya) is the source of this 3494-nucleotide messenger RNA. Its product is annotated as serine/threonine-protein phosphatase BSL3. Gene Ontology annotation, molecular function: protein binding; phosphoprotein phosphatase activity. The record is from RefSeq and is a predicted model, not a curated record. Gene Ontology annotation, biological process: brassinosteroid mediated signaling pathway. Lineage: Eukaryota; Viridiplantae; Streptophyta; Magnoliopsida; Brassicales; Caricaceae.